Messenger RNA from Orbilia oligospora ATCC 24927, 1713 nucleotides. RefSeq lists its product as uncharacterized. Gene Ontology annotation, cellular component: membrane. Gene Ontology annotation, biological process: phosphate ion transmembrane transport. The transcript has 3 exons. NCBI's taxonomy places the organism in Eukaryota, Fungi, Ascomycota, Orbiliomycetes, Orbiliales, Orbiliaceae. The record is from RefSeq and is a predicted model, not a curated record. The coding region runs from base 1 to 1713 and encodes 570 amino acids.
AUGGCCCCACCGGCCACCGCCAAAUAUGUUUGGAUUCUCGCAAUCACAACGAUUGCCUUCGUCUUCUCGGCUUUCGGAAAUGGCGCAAACGAUGUUGCCAAUGCAUACGCCACUUCGGUUGCCGCAAGAACCUUGACUAUGCCACAAGUCGGUAUUCUUUCCAUGUUAACAGAAUUUGCCGGCGCUGUCGGUAUGGGAUCUCGAGUCACUUCCACCAUCAAAAACGGUAUCAUCAAUGUCGACCGAUUCAAUGGCAACCCAGGAACUCUCAUGCUUGCCAUGGGAUGCGCUGAAGUCGCUAGCGCAUCUUGGUUGAUGUUCGCCACCGGUAUUGGAUUCCCCGUCUCGACUACACAGACUAUUGUCGGCGCAUUGGUUGGUGUCGGUUUCGCUACUGAGGCCAAUAUCAAAUGGGGCUGGGAAAAGGGCAGUGUUUCACAGAUCGCCGCUUCUUGGGGAGUUGCUCCUGCAAUUGCCUGUGCAUUUUCUGCCAUUAUCUUCGGAUUGGUCAAGUACACUGUCCUCGAGCGCAAGGAUUCGUUCAAGUGGGCUAUGCGCCUCAUUCCAUUCUUCCUUGGUGGAACAGGUGCUAUCCUUACUUUGUUCAUUAUUGCUGAAGCUCCUUCUCUCGGAUCUUUCGAGGAGUUCGGUGCGGGUCAGACUAUCGGUGUCGUCUUGGGUGUCUUUGCCGGUUUGGUUUUGAUCGGAUUCGUUUUUUUCAUUCCAUACUUCGAACGUCGUCUCAUCCAUAAGGAUGCCCGUGUUAAGUUUUGGCACAUUCCUCUCGGACCCCUUCUUCGUCGGGAAAACCCUCCACUCUACUUCCCCGGAAAGGCAGACGGAGAAUACGUCACCGAUUACUACGCCGACCCAUAUGCGGCCUCUGACAGCUCCAAAGACGAACCUACCGCUACUUCUACCGGAGCCGAUAUGAAAAUCCAACCCGUGACUGGUGAUACCACUCCAACCGAAGCUGACGAAAAGAAUCUCGAAGGCCAAGUUGUCCGUCGUCGAGCCAAGCCAAUUCCCGGUCCACACGAGAGAUUCUUGCACCCAGUCGCCCACCUUCCUCUCAGCCAUCCAUCGAGAAUCUGGGGAUACGUAAAAUUCGGAUUCCUCCAAGGUGUCACCCGUGAUUGCGUUACCCACGACUCUGAGCAUCUUCGUGAAGUCCAUGCCCGCGCCCACCAAUACGACUCCCGUGUCGAGCAUCUCUGGACCUACUGCCAAGUUGCCUCCGCCAUGAUGAUGUCUAUCGCUCACGGUUCUAACGAUGUGGCUAACGCUGUUGGUCCUUGGGCUGCAGUCUACCAAACUUACAAAGAGGGUGCCGUUGCCACAACUUCCCCAACUCCAAUCUGGUUCUUAGUCGUUGCCGGUUUCCUCCUCGGUGCUGGUUUCUGGUUCUACGGUUAUAACAUUAUCCGUGCUCUUGGUAACAAGAUCACCCAGAUGUCUCCUACAAGAGGUUUCUCUACUGAGUUGGGAGCUGCUAUUACUGUCCUGUUGGCAUCGCAGCUCGGAUUGCCAAUUUCUACUACCCAGACGUUGGCCGGUGCUACUUUGGGUGUGGCGCUUAUGAAUUAUGAUGUUGGUGCUGUUAACUGGAGACAGCUCGGAUGGAUCUUUUUGGGAUGGGUUCUUACACUUCCUGCCGCUGGUCUGUUCGCAGGUCUUAUGUGUGCUAUGGCUCUUAACGCUCCACGUUUUUGA